GUCAGCGACUAAACAACAGCAGCUGCAGUGCUCGUGAGGAGCGAGGAGCGGGCUCGCGGUCGUUUUCAAUGGCUAAUCAGGGUGGAUGCGACAGCCUGCGCGCUUCAGAGGUGGAGCCGGUGGGAAAAAGCGCCGGAGAGACUUCCUCCCAGUCACUCAACUCAGGUGGAAGAGAGAUGGCGAAGAAAGAGGAAGAGCAACCUUCGGGAGUCCGACACCCUGCAGACACUGAUCCUCUCUGUCGUAUAUCAAAGCUGAUUAACUGGAAGAGACCGUUAUGGACUUCCGCUCUUUUCGCAACUACAAAUAUAGCGUUUUGGUUUGUGUUGCUUAGUCCCUGUCGGGUGUUCAGCCUCAUCUCCAUGUGUUUGGCUCUCUUAGUGAUGAUACAGCUGAUGAGAGAUGUGGCACUUUCCAGAUCCAGAGGAGCCUCUCUAUGGAGGAGUAUGACAAGCAGCUGGGAGGUCAUUGAUUCUGUCCAGGAGGGCAAGUCUGGAUCAGGAUCUCCAUUCACAGACUUCUGGAUGAGCCUCAAGCUCUUCAUUGAGGAGACUUCCUCUUUUAAGCAGCAGAAUCCAGGCAAGUUCUGUCUGCUGGUGUGCAGUAUGUGUUCUUUUUUGGCAAUACUUGGACGUUACAUUCCAGGGGUUGUUAUUUCAUACAUCUUAGUGCUGGGCAUUUUUCUCUGGCCUUUGCUGUCAUCACAUGAGUUUGGGAUGUGGCUGGAACCAGUUCUGCAGAAACUGGACUUUGGAGUGGGCCAGUUUCUUCAGAAAAUAAAAGAGAAUCAUGAGAAAAGGAUACUCCAGUCUCAAGCCAAGAGAGAGAGCAUUGAAGCAGAUCUGUCUGCACUUUUCCCCAUGAUGGACUCUACCAUGUGCAAAGAGCUGUCUAUAUCAGACACAGAGGUCUCUGAAAUAACAUGGACAGACAAUGGCACCUUUAACCUUUCAGAGGGACACACACCUCAGACAGAAAACUCAGAAGACUCAGACCGGCGAAGUGAUGAGGAGGUCUUCACAGGUGGAUUACCGGAGUUUCCCUCCUUGGAAAAUGGCUCGGGUACAAAUGGAGAUGACGAUGAAGACCUGAGCAUUGGUAUGCCCACCCUACCGGCCCAUCCCAGCAGGGUCGGGUCCACACAGUCAGACGAGGAACCAGCUGCCCAGGCCCUGGAGGUUGUGCAGAGGCUGGCUGGAGAUGUAAUCACGGCAGCAGUAACCGCGGCCAUGCAGGAACGCCUGGAGGCAGUGGUAGCGCCGGUGCUGGUCCAGGCCCUGGCCGAGGAAUCGGACAGCGAGGCGGAGGACUUUGAGUUGUUGGACCAGUCAGAGCUGGAACAGCUGGAAGGCGAGUUGGGGCUGGACCGGGCGAACCGUGCAGAAACGUCUAAAGCUAACAAACCUUCUUCAGGCUUUCUGUCCAAACUACUGGGGCACCACUGAUUUUAUUCAGAGGGGUUCCGCUUCCCUCUGUGAUGGGAUGUGGGUGGGAGGAUGAAUAUUGGGUUUGCGGGGAAAGGUCCAGAGUAAUGAAGGUAUUCCAUUGUUGUACUUUGCUGGUGUGAUUCAGUCAUUUUGCUAUAAAAACAGUCAUUUGUGGAAGGAGGCUAGUUGUGUAUUUCACAGGGAACUGGUUUUGGCAUAGCUACAUCUCAAUGGGUCAUCGGAGGAUCCUCUCAACCUCCAACCCUCCAGUGAACAGAGGGUCAUGGACCGGACUUAUGUCACUAGUUUAGCUGUUAAAGGGCUGGUAGAUACAGGAUACUCAAAUUUUGCUGCCAAAUAUUUUUUUUCUUUUCAACCUCACAUAAUUACUUCUAAAAAAUAAAGCUUCAUGGCCAAAGAGUAAGGGCCUCCCACUAAAUGACAAUCAGGAUAGCACUUACAAGCAAACAGAAACACCUUGUAGUGAAGUACACGUGAUAAAUAGGUAUUUUUAAUUGAAAAUUUUUCUUUUCUAAAAAAAUUUUUUUCAUGAAGGAUUUUUGAAAAGCCGGUGGUCUUAGUGUAUUGAUAAUUUACAGGCAUAGUCAUGUUUAAGACUUUAUUUUAUAUUUUUAUUUGCACCUUUUUUUUAAUAGAGUGAACCAACCAGGCACUAGAGCACAAAGGCACCAAAGUUGAACAGAUUUUGAUUUAUAUUCAUACGAAUAUUCAUCAAACAGUGCUUAAAGGGAUGGUUCACCCAAAAAUUAACAAUUUGACAUUAAUGGUGUUUAAUGUUGUUUUAGACUCCAUUGACUUUUUAUUUUAUAGACAUCUUUUGUGUGAUCCACUGAAGAAAAAAGUACAGAUAAUAUUUGGAAAGACAUGAGAUUGAGUAAAUAAUAAUUUUUGGGUGAACUCUUUCUAUUUAAUGUACACAAAGAACCUUAAGAUUUAUUUUCAGACAAAAGUAACAUCUAGAAUGUAUUUAAUCCCCAAGAACAAUUUAGAGAAAAGAUGAUAAUACUUUUAGUCAGUCUUAUAAAUCAAAAAGUCUCUUUGGGGAUCAUUAUCAGCUGUCUGAGAGAAAGACAGUAGAUUUUUAACCAACUGACCCAUUGUUCAUAAUAGUCUGUUAAUCAGUGUAAGUACAGAGGCACAUAUAGCCAAGACUGUUUCUGUUCACAGUGUGUGGUGCUUGGUGUGUAUCUAAAUUUAGUGUUUCUAACAAACUACUGAUGUAUUAUGAAUUUUGUUUUAAUGUAUCAAGUGCUUUCUAUAGCACAGUGGCUGAAUAGGAAUUUCUGCCAGUCACUAAUGACUGCUAUCCAAAAAUAAUUCUAAUCAGUGUAAAUUUGUUCACUUUUUUUUUAAUAAAUUUAAAUAUAUUAUUUAAUCCUAUAUAUAAAUCAACUAUUAGAUUGCUGCCACACACAUAUGAUCGCCAUAUAUGCCUGUGCAAGUUUGUUUUGUCAGAGCGAGGAAAAUAAUCAAAAUCUAGUUGUAUAUAAACAAUCUCCAGAAUGUAAUUAAAACUGUAUGAUUCAA
Carassius auratus (goldfish) is the source of this 2975-nucleotide messenger RNA. RefSeq names its product reticulophagy regulator 1-like. The transcript is spliced from 9 exons. The record is from RefSeq and is a predicted model, not a curated record. Gene Ontology annotation, cellular component: endoplasmic reticulum membrane. The coding region runs from base 69 to 1445 and encodes 458 amino acids. Lineage: Eukaryota; Metazoa; Chordata; Actinopteri; Cypriniformes; Cyprinidae. Gene Ontology annotation, biological process: negative regulation of neuron apoptotic process; reticulophagy.